Messenger RNA from Verticillium alfalfae VaMs.102, 1341 nucleotides. RefSeq names its product multidrug transporter of the major facilitator superfamily. The record is from RefSeq and is a predicted model, not a curated record. The transcript has 4 exons. Gene Ontology annotation, biological process: transmembrane transport; intracellular polyamine homeostasis. Lineage: Eukaryota; Fungi; Ascomycota; Sordariomycetes; Glomerellales; Plectosphaerellaceae. Gene Ontology annotation, molecular function: polyamine transmembrane transporter activity. The coding region runs from base 1 to 1341 and encodes 446 amino acids.
AUGAUCAAAUCGCAGCUCAGCAGCGACACUCGGUCGACAGCCUAUCCAUCCACAGCCAGGGCUCGCAUGGCACCUGGAGCCAGGGUGACAUCGCCCGUGCGAGACAGGUCGCGCGCCGCCUCAACUCGCUCACGCCCCAUCUCUGUCGUGCCGGCCUCGAGGCGUAGAGGCUUCCUCGGCCGGCUCACGCUGAUUCCCGAGCUGGAGCGACCACAAGAGUAUUCGAACAAGACAAAAUGGUGCAUCACCGCCGUGGUCGCUCUGGCAGGCAGCGCUAGCCCGCUCGGCUCGGCCAUUUUCUACCGACAGCUCCUCGGACCUAUCCUGGGUGGCGUCCUGUCCGAGGCCUUCGGCUGGCAAUCGACCAUGUGGUUCCUGACCAUAUACGGCGCAAUCGUCCUGGUCUGCCUCUUUUUUUGCUUGCCCGAGACCCUUCCAAGGCGCAAGCCUGUCGUUCCUUCGGCUGCUGUUCGGGAGACGGCUGGUGGCAGCAACAGUCCUGCGCUAUCUCGCACACGGACGACCGAAUCGAUCAAGCAAAACACCAAGAAGGCAACGGCACUGUUCAGGAAGCUCAUCGUCGACCCUUUAUCCGUGCUCACGUAUCUGCGCUUCCCGGCCGUCGCCAUCACAGUCUACUACGCCGCCAUCACGUUCGGCUCGCUUUUUGCCCUCAACAUCUCCGUCCAGGCGGCAUACUCGACUGAUCCCUACAACUUCAACCAGUCCAUUCUCGGUCUGCUCUACAUUGCCAAUGGCGCCGGCUACAUUAUGAGUUCUCUGCUCGGCGGCCGCUGGCUCGACCACAUCAUGACACGCCAAGCGCAAAAGGCUGGUCGCUACGACACGGACGGUAAACUCAUCCUCCUUCCCGAGGACAGGAUGCGGGAGAACAUGUGGAUCGCCGGCACGGUCUAUCCCGCCAGUCUGCUGCUCUACGGCUGGACGAUCCAGUAUGGCGUCUUUUGGUUCCUUCCCCUCAUCUUCCUCUUCACAUUUGGCGCCGCCUCCAUGCUUGUAUUCGCCGCCGCCACGACCAUGCUGACCGAGUUUAUGCCAAAGCGCAGCUCCGGCGGCGUCGCCGUGAACAACUUUGUGCGCAACAUCUUCUCGUGCGUCGGCGCCUUGGCCGCGCAGCCCGUCAUUGACGGCAUUGGCCACGGCUGGCUUCUGACGAUCCUGGGCGUCUUCACGUGGGGUGACGGGGUAUUUCUGCAUCUGGAUCUUGAGGAAGAAAGCGCCCGUGUGGAGGAUCAGCAUGGACAAGGCGUUGAAUUCAUAGCGUUAUGCCUGGAUUGUUUGCACAGACGGCUCGAGUCGAGAGACAUUAUGAGGAAAUGA